UGUCGCAGAGCGAGGCGUUGUUUCUAUGGAGACCGGGAGCAGGCCAAGGCCUAAAGACCAUAGUGCCGUUUUCGAGGGACCUGAGAAGCGAUGCCCGGGCCCAGUGACACCUUAUGGGAUAUUGCUAAAGCGGAAGUAGAGAAAAGAGAAAAUCAUGAAGGCGACAGAGAUGGACUGGAAUGUUGGGAACGAUCAUUAUUCUUUGUAGGAAAUAAAAAUGGGGGAAAGACUACUAUUAUACUAAGAUGCCUUGACAGGGAUGAAAUUCCGAAACCAACAUUGGCUUUGGAGUAUACUUUUGGAAGAAGAGCAAAGGGGCACAAUACACCUAAAGACAUUGCUAAUUUUUGGGAACUAGGUGGUGGAACUUCACUGUUGGACCUGAUUCCCAUACCAAUAACUACAGCUAAUAUAAGGACAUUUGCUGUCGUUCUUGUUUUGGAUCUUUCAAAACCAAAUGAAAUUUGGACAACCAUAGACAGUCUUCUGCAAGUCACUAGGAAGCAUGUAGAAAGAGUUAUAACAAAACUGGGACAAACCAAUCCUAAAGCAACUACUGAAAUUAAACAGAAAAUGUGGAACAAUUUGCCAAAAGAUCAUCCAGAUCGUGAGCUGAUUGACCCAUUCCCAAUUCCACUAGUUAUAAUUGGAAGUAAAUAUGACAUGUUUCAUGAAUUUGACUCUGAGACGAAAAAAAUAAUAUGUAAGACACUUCGAUUUGUUUCUCAUUAUUAUGGAGCAUCUUUAGUGUUCACUAGCAAAUCUGAAGCUCUGCUGUUGAAAACACGUGCUCUUAUCAACCACUUGGCCUUUGGAUUUGAUAGAAACAAAUCCAUGUCAGUGGAUCAGAAUAAACCACUCUUUAUCCCAGCAGGAAUGGACUCUCUUAGUCAAAUAGGCCCCCCUCCUGCUGCUGAUAGUGAUAUUGGAAAGUUGCAUGCACAGACACCUAUGGAUCUGUGGAAAAAGGUAUUUGAGAAAGCAUUUCCACCAAAGAAUAUCGGUGUUUUUAAAGAAGUCAGGGACCCGGCUCAAGAUCCACAAUAUGCAGAAUAUGAAGUUGAUGCCAUGCGAGGUCAGAAGAACCAGGAAUUAGAACAGUACAAAAGAAAUGCCUCUAAAACUUGGAAAGAAAUGGAAUUUGACUCUUGAGUGAGAAAUACCUACCUUUCAACCACAUUUCUAUGUUGAUGCUGUAUUUUGUACAGUUGUUUUCUGUAAAUUUUGCACAGUUGUAAAAUGUAUAAAGUAAAAUUUAUAAAUAGUUCACGUUGUUGUUCAUGGUAAAUACAAUGGGUGAUGCCUGAAUCAAACGCAUUAAGAGGAGAUUCAGGUGUUGCAAAAACAUUUGAGGCAGAAACAUAGAUGCAUGCAUAGUGUAUAAUUAAACAUCAGAUAAGUGGUUUCUGGGAAAGUUCUAAGGAAAGAUAAUCUAAACAACAGGUCGGUGCUCCAGUCUUGAACUUUACUUCUGUUACAACACAUAAUACAAAGUUCUUGUGUUCACAGACUACCCCAUACAUUUCAGUGGAGGUAACAGAAAAAGACGUGUGUAUAGAUCAUCUCUCUAUAGUAAUAUUGCAAUGAAUGUUAAAGUAAAGAAUGUAUUAGAGCAAGAGAUGGGGAAUGUGGGUGCAGCCGCUCCUAUCUGCCUUAGCUAGCAUAACCAAUGGUGAGGGAUGAUUGUAGUUGUAGUCCAACAAUAUGUAGAGGGCCACACAUGCCCCAUCCCUGCAUGAAGUCUUCGCUGCCUGCAUAAAACUGUGGUAUGAUGUUUUUGCAGUUGGGUCAGACACAUAAUUUGCCAGCAUAACAUAAUAAAAGUCGUAUUUUAAUUUAGACUGUUUUAAACUUGUUGGACUAUAGUUUUUAAUUACGAAUUCUUUUUGGAGGAUGUUUUUG
Elgaria multicarinata webbii is the source of this 1902-nucleotide messenger RNA. It is a transcript of the gene DYNC2LI1, whose product is annotated as dynein cytoplasmic 2 light intermediate chain 1. The record is from RefSeq and is a predicted model, not a curated record. Gene Ontology annotation, biological process: intraciliary retrograde transport; intraciliary transport involved in cilium assembly. Lineage: Eukaryota; Metazoa; Chordata; Lepidosauria; Squamata; Anguidae. Gene Ontology annotation, molecular function: dynein heavy chain binding. Bases 91 to 1152 code for a protein of 353 amino acids. The transcript has 13 exons. Gene Ontology annotation, cellular component: cytoplasmic dynein complex; ciliary basal body; axoneme.